Aureobasidium uvarum is the source of this 1875-nucleotide messenger RNA. The record is from the annotation of a GenBank genome assembly. NCBI's taxonomy places the organism in Eukaryota, Fungi, Ascomycota, Dothideomycetes, Dothideales, Saccotheciaceae.
AUGGCUUCCAUCUUGCGCGACACCGUCUUUGAGCUUCUCAAACGCGAGGCUGCAGACGCCGACCCAGAUGAGCCCGAGGCCGGCCAGAAAGAAAUCUUUGCAUCAUGGUCACUCUUCAUUCUGAUCAUGCUGCUCAUUGUCGCCCUGUUCACCAGUUACAUGCUGCAGACAAGGAAGAUCCAGGCCGUACACGAGACCGUCUUGUCCAUCUUUGCAGGGAACUUCUUCCGCAACAUUGGAACCAUUCUUACCUUUGCCUUCGCUGGCACCUUCAUCUCCGCCAUGGUCCUGGGCCUCAUCCUCUACGUAUGGACACGAAUCCCUCUUGAGGGCUUGGACAUUACCUUUGUCGAGGCCAUCUCCGUCGGCGCAACCCUCUCCGCUACCGAUCCUGUCACCAUUCUUGCCAUCUUCAACACCUACAAAGUCGACCCACAGCUCUACACUGUCAUCUUUGGAGAAUCCAUCCUCAAUGACGCUAUCGCCAUUGUGCUGUUUGAGACUGCUCAAAAGUACAGGGAAGGCGCUGCCAAAGGCCAUUUGACCAUCUUGAGUCUGUUCGAGAGUAUCGGUGUCUUCUUACUCGUCUUCUUUGGCAGUUUGAUGAUUGGCUUGGUCGUCGGCAUCGGCACGAGUCUGCUGCUCAAGUAUACACUGGUCAGGCGUUUCCCCAAGAUUGAGAGCUGUCUCGUCGUUCUCAUCGCGUAUGCAUGCUACUUCUUCUCCAACGCCAUCCACAUGUCGGGGAUCGUGUCUCUCCUGUUCUGCGGAAUCUGCAUGAAGCACUACGCUUACCACAACAUGUCUCGCCGCACUCAGCUUACAACAAAAUUCAUCUUCCAGGUCAUGGCUCAGUUGUCCGAGAACUUUAUCUUCAUCUACUUGGGUCUUUCCCUGUUCACCGAGGCCGGACUGGAGUACAAGCCUCUGUUUAUCCUUGUCACUGUAGUCGGAAUCUGCGUCGCUCGGUACUGCGCCGUUUUCCCGCUAUCCAAAGCCAUCAACUAUUUCAUCCGGUACAGAGCUCGCAAGCUUGGUCGUGAGGAAGCAGAUGUCUUACCCAAGAAUCACCAGAUGAUGCUCUACUGGGCCGGUCUUCGCGGUGCUGUUGGUGUCGCUCUGGCUGCUGGUUUACAAGGUCCCAACGGAUUUGCAUUACGCGCUACCGUACUGGUUGUGGUAGUCUUGACCGUUAUCAUCUUUGGUGGCACGACGGCGCGCAUGCUGGAGAUUCUAGAAAUCCGCACUGGAGUUGUAGAGGAGAUCGACAGCGAUGAUGAGUUUGAUAUCGAAGUGGUUCCAGGAUCCAACGGAACAUUUACUAAGAAAGGUGGAGCCGGUUUCGGACACAUGCCACGCCCAAGUCUGGCUGGAGGUAUUUCUCUGGCUAGUGUUGCUAACGGCCGGCCACGUGCAGAGAGCAAAUCGAACAGAGCAGCUCUGUACAGCACUAGCAAUGCCAGUAGCCCUCCUAUCCGUCCCGGCGACGGACUCGGCAGAAGAGCCAGCAGUAGGAGCGCACGAGAGCAAGCCGCGGCUGAACAAGGUCUGCUUUAUCCAGACCAGAACGGAGAUGUGUCUGACGAUGAUGAAUCAGGGCUCGACUUGCCACCAUCAGCUAGACGAUCGCCGUUACAAAAUACGUUCCCUACAGCGACUGGAGACGAUACUCCGUACGCAGAUGACAGAGCUAUGGAGGCAGGUCAGGCAGAAUCAAGCCACCUUACUGCUCGUGGAGCGUUCAGUCAGUUGAUGAACGCAACCACAGAAGACGCAGGUACUCUGUUCUCGAGGAUCGAUGAAGGCUUCAUCAAGCCACAUCUGUUGUUGGAUCCUGGCGGUACAAGGUCUCCCCGUCCACAUGGAGGCGCAUAG